Trichomonas vaginalis G3 is the source of this 1502-nucleotide messenger RNA. Its product is annotated as protein of unknown function, DUF4106 family. The transcript has a single exon. The annotation marks the transcript as partial. The record is from RefSeq and is a predicted model, not a curated record. Lineage: Eukaryota; Parabasalia; Trichomonadida; Trichomonadidae.
AUGCAAAAGGCAAUGAAAAGCGCAGAAUAUAUAAAAGCUAAUAAUGACUGGUUAGAUGCCCAAGCCAACGCCAAAGCAGCCCAACUUAUAGGGUCAAUAAGGACAAAAAUACAAGCGGAUGAAGACAGUUCAAAUGAAGCUUUAAUGAAUGCUGACUUUAAGAACGCCUUCGAAGCUCUUCAUAGUAAGGUGAAACUAGUGAACGACUUCUCAUCUGGAAAGAAACUGAAGUCUGAAGGUUUCGACAAAGAGUUAAGAGAAGUAGCACAAAAUAUGACGAAAAUAACAGAUGCAGCAACGAGACAGGCAGUUCAAAGUGCCUAUGACGCCGUUAGAGCAACUGUUGUGGAAAGUCAAGAAAAAGAGUUACAACAGACCAAAACAGACCUAGUAAAUGCUUUCUUAAGAACGAAAAGUCAGGUAGGACAUUAUGCUGCAGAUGGAACAUAUGUGCCAGCUGGUGGAACUUAUAUACCACCAAACCCUCCAAGAGAAGCACCUGCACCAGGACUACCUAAAACAUUUACAUCGUCACAUGGACACAGACACAGGCAUGCACCAAAACCAACACAACAACCAACAGUUCAAAACACUGCACCACAACCAACAGUUCAAAACACUGCACCACAACCAACAGUUCAAAACACUGCACCACAACCAACAGUUCAAAACACUGCACAGCAACAACCACAAACAGAGCAAGGACAUAAAAGAAGUAGAGAACAAGGAAACCAAGAAUUCUUAAAAAUGCUUAAGGAAGACUAUGGUUACCCAGAUACUCUUGACUUUAGUGACAGAUAUAAAGAAGCUAUUAGAAAGUUCAAGGAAGGAAAUACUGACCCGAACCUAUUUAGCUUUAUGGUUCAGCACCAAAUGGGAUAUAAUUUCAAACCUGGAAAAUACAAGCUCGCUAAGGGAUAUGAUUUAAUAGCAUAUCAUCCAAAUGACAUGACUGAAUUUACUCCAAGAUAUUUGGUGUCAGAGCUAAACGAUAAUUCAACUCUCUUCAUGAAACGCGUAAAAAAUAGAGACGGAACGAAAGAAGAAAGGUUUAUGAGUCCGGAUGACUUAGAUAGGGAACUUUUUAAAAACGGUCUCGGAAUAUAUGAAAUGCCAGCAGAUGAGGUACAAGAAACUCCACAGGAAGAAGUUCAGAUACAACCAGACAUGGAAGAAAUAGUUCAGCAACAACAGCUAGAAGAGCCUGAAGAAAACGAACAAGUCCCUCCUUUGGAAACUAACUUCACAGAACUAGAUGAAGAUUUGGAACAGCCGAAAAAUCUUGAUCCUCAACAAGUGUAUGCGGGGAAUAUGGAAUCUUUCCAAGAGUCUAAGAAAAAUUCGGCUGACAUAGUAGAAGAAUAUCGAAAAAUGUUCGCCGACAUACAAAAGACUCCAACAUCAGAUGAAAAUAUCCAGCAUAGAAUGGAAGUACUGAAAGAUAAUGUACACAAAUACAACAAUCCUUUUUACUUACGAGCAUAUAACGUUCAAUCUUUGGA